AUGAAUUACUUAUAGUAUAAUAAUUCAAGCAUACUUCCCUUGAUAAAUCAAUUACCACUUACUUCAAAUGAAAGAUAAUUGUAUGGAUAAUUGUAUGGAAUAAAUUACUAAUAAUAACAAUAAUAAUAAUAAUAAUAAUAAUAAUAACAAUUUAAUCCUUAUUUAAGUUCAUUAAAUUAUGCCUAUUAAACUAAUUUCAUACCAGCAUAUACUAAUAAUUAGAAAUUACCCUAUAUUUAAUCUUAGGUUAUUGAUCCAUUACCAUUAAAUUAUAAUCUAGGUUUAAUGGUUCAUCAACCUUAAAGUUAAAUUAGAUUGGCAUUUGAUUUAUCUGAUUUUGGAUUACCAAAAGAACCACCAAAACCAUAAAGAAUGAUUGUUAAAAAGAAAAUUCCAUAAACUAUUUAUAAAGCACCAGAAUUUGAUUAUUUUGAAUAGGUAGAGAUUCCAAAAAUUUAUUUAUCUAAUGAAUAAUAAUUUAGAAUUAUAAAAAAUAAAUAAACAGAUGCCCAUAAAAAAUAAGAGUAUUUGGAAAGAGAAAUUUAAUUAGAAAGAAUAAAAUUAGAAACUGCAAGACAUAAUAAACAGUUAGAAAAACAAUAGGAUAUUAAAACAAUAGAAGAAAAUCAAAGUUAAAAUAGUCAUAUGGGUGAAAAAUCAUAAGAUGAAAUAAAAAAUGAUAAGAAAAAAAGAAGAUUAGCAAAGAAAGUCAAAGAGGAUAAGAAAUAGUUAAGGUAAUAUGGUAAUUAUAAAAAACCUUCCAUUAUGAAAUUCAAAAAAAUUAUAAAUAGAAUUAGAAAAAUGUAAUGGUUUGGUAGGAUAUAUUUAAAAACAUUAGAAAAUGAAAUAAAAAUAAAGAAAGAUUAAUAAUCUAGAAAGUAAUAAACUAAUCGUGUAGAAGCCAAUGAAAUGCUCUUAGAUUGGAUUGAUGAUACAACAAAUGAUUUUUUAUUAGAUUUAUUGAAUACUAAUGAAUCAUUAAUAGUAUAAGUGGGUUAGGAGAAAUAGAAUACUGUAAAUAAAAAGAAAAUUAGUGCUUUGUUUGAUACUUUAUCAAUUAAAUUAAUAAAAGAAUUUAAACCAGAAUAAAUUAUCAAAGGACCAUUAGCAUCUUAUUUAAAUGAUAUAAUUUAAUCAUAUUCUUUUCCUCCUUUGAAAAUAUAUAGUAAAUUUGAAAUAAUAAGAAUUCCAACUACAAAAUUUGGUAGUUUAGGAUAAAUGAAUGAAAAUUGUUAAAAAAUGAUUUUGAUAAUAUUUAUUGUUCUGAAAUAAAUUGCAUUUGAUAACAUUUUCAAAGCUUGGGAAUAACAUCCUGAUUAAUCAUAAGAUAAUCAAUAAUAACUAUUAAGAAUCUAAUAAAAUUCUAUUAUUUUAUCCUCAAUCAUACAUGAAUUAGUAAUUAAAUGGAUUGAAAAGAAUGUUCCUAUUCAAAAUGAAUAUAAGUUGAAUGAGUUAGAGAAGAACUUUCAAUUUUAUUCAAAACCUUUUACUACAGAGAAAGAUCAAAAUAAUAAAGAAUAUCCUAUUAGUUUCUUGAUUGAAGGAGUUAUGGCUUCCACUUUAAUUUAAAAAUAUAUAAAUAAUAGCAAAGGUGAGAAAGAGCCUUGGAUUAUAAAAUUAGAAGACACUAUUGAAAAAUUUAUAAAUUCAAUUUUAUAACAAUUAAACAAAGAAUAUACAAACACAAAAAAAUAGAUUAAAAAAUAGAGAAUGUCUUAAAUGAUGAAUAAUUAUAUAAAUUCUUAAUGA
Molecule: messenger RNA, 1749 nt
Organism: Paramecium primaurelia
Lineage: Eukaryota; Ciliophora; Oligohymenophorea; Peniculida; Parameciidae
Source: the annotation of a GenBank genome assembly